This is a messenger RNA of Mesocricetus auratus (golden hamster), 2607 nucleotides long. RefSeq names its product syntrophin gamma 2 (gene Sntg2). The transcript has 17 exons. Gene Ontology annotation, molecular function: structural molecule activity; protein binding. Lineage: Eukaryota; Metazoa; Chordata; Mammalia; Rodentia; Cricetidae. Gene Ontology annotation, cellular component: dystrophin-associated glycoprotein complex; intracellular anatomical structure. The record is from RefSeq and is a predicted model, not a curated record. Bases 95 to 1597 code for a protein of 500 amino acids.
CCCCAGCCCAGCCAGAGAGGGGCGCGGGCGCCUUGCAGGCGCUGGACUGGGGAGCUCCGGAGCCCGAAGCGCGCGCCUAGCCGCGUGGGCGGCGAUGAGCGCCGAGGGAUCGCAGUCCCUGGCCGCCCCCCGCGGGCGUCCUAGUCACCUACUGGUGCCCGCGCGGACCAAAACUGCUCUGGCCUUGUUGUAUGAUGAAGCAUUGGAAAAUGCCUAUGACGUCCGGCUGAAGCUGACAAAAGAGGUGCUGACUAUUCAAAAGCAAGAUGUCGUCUGCAUCGGGGGAGCACCUCCUGGUGCUAAUCACAGAACUGUUACACUUCGCAGACAACCUGUGGGUGGCCUGGGCCUGAGUAUCAAGGGAGGAGCAGAGCAUGGGGUCCCUGUCGUCAUAUCGAAAAUAUUCAAAGACCAAGCAGCUGACCAGACAGAGAUGUUGUUCAUAGGAGACGCUGUGCUGCAGGUGAAUGGCAUUAAUGUAGAAAAUGCAACCCAUGAAGAAGUGGUUCAUCUUCUGAGAACUGCUGGAGAUGAUGUUACCAUCACUGUUGAGUACCUCAGGGAAGCACCCUCAUUUCUGAAGCUCCCAUUAGGGUCCCCCGGGCCAUCCAGUGACCACAGCAGCAGGGCCUCGUCGCCUCUCUUUGACAGUGGCCUGCACCUGAAUGGACACUGCAGCCACACAGCUCCAUCAUCACCUUCCUCACCCAUAGCUAAUGAACCAAAGUAUGAGAAGCGCUGGCUAGACACCUUGUCAGUCCCUUUGUCCAUGGCUCGGAUCUCCAGGUACAAGGCUGGAACAGAAAAGCUCAGGUCCAGUGCAUUUGAGGUGCUGGCUCUGGAUGGAACCAGCACAGGAGUCCUUCAGUUCUCCACUGCCCAGGACUGUGCUGACUGGUUGCGAGCAAUCUCAGCCAACAUCAGUGACCUGACGCUUCAGCAUAUGAAAAUGGCAAAUAAAUGCUGCUCUCCCUGUGACCAGGUGGUGCACAUGGGCUGGGUAAAUGAGAGGCUCCAGAGAGCUGAUGACACCUCUCAGACCUUCAGAUCCAAGUUCUUGGCCCUGAAGGGCUCAUCAUUCUUCAUUUUCAGCACUCCUCCGGUAAGCACACUGGAUUGGGGACGAGCAGAACGUGCCUAUAACCUCUGUGAGGUGCUGUUUAAAGUUCACAAGUUCUGGCUUUCAGACAACUACUGGCUUCAGGCAAACGUUUAUCUGGGUCUCCAUGAUUUUGACUGUGAAGACCCCAGGCCAUACUGCUUUAGUGUCCUGGCCAGCCACGGGAAGAGCCACAACUUCAGCGUGGAGCUGGGCAGUGAGCUGGCUGUGUGGGAGAAGUCAUUCCAAAGGGCAACUUUCAUGGAAGUUCAGAGAACUGGGUCAAAAACAUAUCUGUGCAGCUGGCAAGGAGAAAUGCUGUGCUUCACUGUGGAUUUUGCUCUGGGAUUCACCUGCUUUGACGGUAAAACAAAGAACGUGCUCUGGAGAUUCAAGUUCUCUCAGCUUAAGGGAUCUUCAGAUGACGGAAAAACUCGAGUAAAGCUGCUGUUUCAGAAUCUGGACACCAAACAGAUUGAAACAAAGAAAAGGAUGUGAACCAGAGAAAGUCUACAAGAUUUCACCACCUAGCCUGGAGAGAUUACAGAGUCAGCCUUGAAGGUGACAGCAGACAUUUUAAAACAAAGUACAUGCACCUUCAAAUCCUGAAAAGCCAACACUGUGGUAGUUUGAGUAAGAUCCCUAUGCCCAUGUAUUUGAGCACUCAGUCUUCAAGGACUGAACUGUUUGAAAGGACUAGAAGGGCUAAAUGGUGUGGCCUUGUUGGAGUAGGUAUGGCCUUUUUGGAGGAAGUAUGUCACUGGGGUUGAGCUUUGAGGUUUCAAAAGCCCAUGCCAGUCACAGUGCCUUCUUCCCAUCGAUCAGGAUGCAAAGCUCUCGGCUCCUUCUCCAGUACCAUGACUGCUGCCAUGCUCCCUGCCGUGAUGAUAACGGACUAAGCAAGCCUACAAAACUGUAUGAAAGCCUCUAAUUAGAUACCGUAUUUCUAAGAUUUUCCAUGGCCAUGAUGUCCCUUCACAGCGAUGGAACACUAACGAGGAAAAACAUGAGCUCGGCAGAAGAGAUGACAGGGUUCCCAUUCCCAGGGGUCAUGAUCUUAAACAUCCCCCACUCAGUAGCUACCAGAAGCCACAAAGUCCCUGUUUUGAGUUACAUCUGAAAUGCCCCCACUGAUUUUAGAGGUUGUAGAAACUUAGUACUGAAUUCAGCUAGCCGACCUGAGUUGUUUGGGGUAGGACUUUCUGGCUGAGAUCUCUGUUUCCUGAUAUUUCAAGACACGAGGAGCUGCCACAGCUCGACAUAUCCCCGCCAUCGUGAACAACUCCCAGCUGGUGCCUGCCAUGAUUAACUGUAAUCUCCUAAAAUCUUGAAUCAAAGUAAAAUUCCUUCCCUUAUGCUCCUUGUCACAAUGAUAAAAAGUAACUAAUACUGAAAUCUGUGUAUCUGUGUUUUCUCCAGUGUAUACCAUACAAGUAUUCCUAUACAAUUUAUGAUAAACUUCACCUUUCUGCUUAAGGGAAGCAGCACUUUAUGGGCUUCUUUAUUUU